AUGGCCAUGGCUUGCCCUGGCAUCGUGCGCUUGGAGUGUGUGGGUGCCAAAACGCAUCUGCGGACCAAGCGGUUGCUGUUGCUCCUAGAGAACUUACGGCAUGGUUUCGAGCGUAUGCGGCUCCUGGAUGUGAAGCUAGGGGCCGAGACAUCCGUGGCAGGCUGGAAAGGGAAAAGUCGAUUGAAUGCAUGGAAGAAUGCAUGCGUGGACCAGCGAACGAACUCGGCUGUGGAGGGCUUCCGCCUCGAGGGCAUGGAUCUACCCCCACGGUCUCUCGAGAAGAGGAUUUUAGAGGUACUCCAAGCCAAGAGCAUGGCCACUGCCAAGUACAUCUCGCCGAAGGUCAUUCGUCGUUUCACCUUGCAAAGGCUCCGGGCAGCUGACUUCCUGGAGUCAUGGCUGGACGUGUCAGAUCUAGGAGCUGGCGCAGAGCUACAUGCCCAACAAGCAGCCUUGGCCACUUUCAAGCAGAUGCAGCUAUUGCUCACAGCUGUGCUCGGUUUGGACGUUCCACAACAAUGGAUCGGCUCGUCUGUCGCGUUGGCCAUGGAGAUUGGCAGCUGUUGUUUGCAACCGCGGGUCGCUGUGAAGGUUUUCGAUUGGGGCCGGGCCGAGCUCAACACAUUGGACGACUUCAAUUCUUUGGCUUCUGAAGAGAAGGAGAGCCGUAGAAGGUACUGGAAGCAGUACUUGCAGGCUCUGGCACGUAUGCACUGGGAGUUGGGCCGUCUGGUGGCCCACCGAUUCUGUUGCCCCGCAUGGUCUGUUCUCGUGAUGGAGCUGCGGGCUGUCACGCCUGUCGUGCUACGUGCGGCCUUGCUGGGCGAAACCCUUUCAGCCUCUCAGGAGGUUCUUGGCAUGGGACUUUUCCAGAUGUCUCCAGAGGGCGGUCACGGAGAGAUCUCGUUGCCGCUGCUGGGCGCUGUUCGGCAGGAGACUCUGCUGGGUUCUCUCCGACUCCGUAUCGGCAUUCCGGUUCAUGGGGUCGGUGCUUGCUCCGUCGAGGUUUGCGAGACCUUUGAUGUGGAGGUCGUUGACCUGCUGGGCUGCAUCGUUACUGUGAAAGUCAUUGCAUUCGAGCGGCCCGGUGAUGCGCGCAUGCACUUGGAGGCAUUCCAGUCUGGGUGCCCGGCUCCUCUACCACGAGGGCACGUCUGUUGCCGCAGCACUUCUCCGGCCACUGCAACACAGAGCAAGCUUGUCUGGCAGGACCAUUUGGAAUUUCACGGUCUUGGGGAGGCUGCACAGGCGGCCGAGGCUGAGGUGCGAGGCUGCUUGGAAUCGCUGGGUGUGGAUUGUACGGGUGACUGGCUGGCUUCAAUGCCACCUUCGAUCUCGGAACCGGCGGAUGUGGACGAAAAGGCGGCUGCCUUCCUGACUUGCGUACUGUCGAGCUUGGACACCGACCAUCGCGAAGUCGACCUCGCAAUGAGCAGACAAGCGGUGCUUGGGGUCUACUCUGGAGCUGGAUGUUUGGGCCAGCUGCCGCACACGGUCGUGCUGGUACGCGCCGCGGAAGAGGAGGGAACCAAGCUGGUGGGUUGGGGCAACAAUCGCUACAAUGCCCUCGGAAUGAGGAAAGCGCUGGGCGACAGGUUUUCUGCAUCCAAGGCUGACCAGAUCAAUGGCAUCCACUGGCCGUGCACGAUGCGAGUGUUCGAGGAGGCUGAAAGUUCUCAAAAGAAGAAGCCACACUCGUCUCGUCACUUUAUCGAAGUCGCUUGUGGGAAUAACCACUCCGCCGUGCUGGAAAACCUGGAGCCGACUCAAGGGUCCACUUUCUCCAAGACCCGCCUUAUGACCUGCGGCAACAACUCCAACGGACAGUUGGGUCAGGGAGCCACAGAGCCGGAGCCUCGUGGUUUUGGAGGGCAAGCCAUGCAACAGUGGACCAGUGCACCAGUGCAUGAGGGGGCCCUCACAAAGGGUGCACUCGAAGCCAUCGGCGGGAUGAGCCAAGAAGCGGAUUACGAGGAAUUCCUGGCGUUGCGCCGGCAUGUCCGCAAGCUCCAGGCCGGCACUCCGCUGCUACUCCGCACUCAGGGGUCGCAGGGCCAAGAUCUGGAUCUUCAGAUCUGCUCCUUCCAAAUCUCCCAGGACCUGCAGCUCCUCUCUUGGCGGGACUGCGAAGGGAGCGGUCCCUCCCGGCAGAUUCCGCUCAGCAAAAUCGUCGCCGUGGAAGACGCCAGCCUUUUAUCCUUGCCGGGGGUCUCCAAUGGCGAGGGACAUCAUGCGCUGCAGGUGAAGCUGCGGCAGGAGAAAGGCUCGGCACUGCCGGCACAGAUCGAGUUGAUUUGCACCUCCAAGGAGGAUCUCGAGGCAUGGCUUCAUGGCCUGCGCUUCCUCGUCGCCGACCAAGGUGGCGAGGUGGCUAAAGCUCCGCAGGCGAAGUCCAGCGAACAAGGCCUUCAGGAGAAGCUAAAGCUGCAGGAACAGCUCUGCGAGCAGCUGCGGCAAGAGAACAGCAUGCUCCGAGACAUCGUCAAGAGAAAGGACGAAACCAUCUCGGAGCUUUUGCGCGACAGCCAAAGCAAGUCCAUCAAGACCGAAUCGACUUCGCGGGAGAGCGACGAGCACUUGCAGUAUCGCGAGGUCGCCAUUCUUAGGCGGAAGAACAAGCGCCUACAGCUUGACCUGAAGUCCAAGCAGCAGACCAUCGCAGGUCUGCUGAAGCUGGUCGAGAGGUUGUCGCAGCAGGCAGAUGCCGAAACCAGUGCGCCGGAGGAGGACACGCAGGACGAGCCAGAAAUCAACCCGAAAGUUGUGGGUCCCAAGAUUCAGGUGACCCAGGUAGCUGUGGACCCUGAUGAGCCUCGAACGGCCGAAGUGCCGGUAGUGCAGGCCCCAUGUCCCAGCCCGCUGGAUCCAGCGCCAACUCCCACUCAGUUGCAGGAGGGCCCCUUUGCGGGGGAGCUGGUCGCGCUAGUCGAGAAACUGCAGGCCUUGCAAGAAGCCACGUUGUCAGCUACCCAGGGAGUGGCCUCCCUCGGCAGCUUCCAGCCCCCGAGCCGUUCCUCGGCCGGGGGACAGGCGGCCCAGGCGAGCCCAGCGUCCCAGGCUCCUGCCAGAGCGGCGCCAGCGGCACCGGCCGCGCGGGGGCCGAAAAGUGCGGCCGCGCUCGAGGCUCUCAAGCGUGAGGUAGCGCUGCUGGAGGAGAAGAAAAGGGUUGUGCAGCACCUCGCCCACACCCUGGAGCCGGACGGCUCCGAUUCGGAGGAGGGCGACGGCUUUCCGCUGCGCUGA
Molecule: messenger RNA, 3243 nt
Organism: Symbiodinium sp. CCMP2592
Lineage: Eukaryota; Dinophyceae; Suessiales; Symbiodiniaceae
Source: the annotation of a GenBank genome assembly